AUGUUGAGGUUCUCUUGUUCACGGCUGACUAUAGAGCGUCUGGAUCCUUUGGUGUCGCCCGGCCAGAUACAGAGUCCGCAUACGCACCAGGUUGGGGGAGGGAACUCGUUCCAGGCCUCCAUGUCGCCUACGGCUUUAGACCCUGUUGAAAAUUCUACGUGUACUUCGUGUACCUUUUCCGAGGAUUUCAGCAACUACUGGACCGCGAAUCUUUACUUCCGCGCUCGCAACGGCACUUUAAAGAGAGUCCCACAGUUGGUGAACAUGGGGCUCAAAGCCGAUGGCGGGAUAACCGUGUACUAUAUCCCACCGUACGAUGGGAAGUCUAAAGUCACAGCGUUCAAGCCUGGCUUCCGCAUGCUCGUAGGCGAUCCCACGUUGCGCUCCGGCGAAACCCAACAACGCCAGCUCUGCCACCGAUGCUUCACGACAGUCAACCAAGUGCCCUUUGGCGGCGCCCCCUGCAUGGGACCGAUGGACACCCAGGAGCUCCCGCCAGGGUUCUGCCAGGGCGGGAUUCGCACGACGAUCACGUUCCCGACGUGCUGGGACGGCAUCAAUCUCGACUCGCCCGACCACAAGAGCCAUGUCGCGUAUCCCGUGAACGGCACCUUCGAAUCGCUGGCCCCGUGCCCUCCGAGCCACCCCGUCAAAUUACCGCAACUCAUGUACGAGAUCAUGUGGGACACGCGCCAUUUCAAUUCCCGGGAUCUCUGGCCCGAGGACGGAUCGCAGCCUUUUGUGUACUCUAUGGGUGAUGGCACGGGCUACGGUCAACACGGCGACUACAUCUUCGGAUGGAAAGACGACUCGCUUCAGCGUGCGCUCGAUGCGCGGUGCAGCAAUGACUACUGCUCGGAACUCAAGAGGCAGACUGCGGACGAAGCCAUGCAGUGUACGCUCAAACAGACUGUCCCAGAGGACGUUGAAGGAUGGAUGACGAAGCUUCCGGGAGACUGGGAUAUCACAUACAAUUAA
Messenger RNA from Xylaria bambusicola, 978 nucleotides. RefSeq lists its product as uncharacterized. NCBI's taxonomy places the organism in Eukaryota, Fungi, Ascomycota, Sordariomycetes, Xylariales, Xylariaceae. The coding region runs from base 1 to 978 and encodes 325 amino acids. The record is from RefSeq and is a predicted model, not a curated record. The transcript is spliced from 6 exons.